AUGGCCGCCGGCGUCGUUUCCGAAGUCAUCGGGCAACUGGGUUCUAUCCUAGCCGACGAGCUACAUCGUCGUGCGAUGAUCGUCAUAGAUGCCGACGACGAUGUGAGGAUGCUGAGCAGUACUUUCAAAGCCAUCGAAGCCGUGCUCAAGGAUGCCGAGCAGCAGCAGCUCACCAGCGAAGCUGUGAAGGUUUGGAUCCAGAACCUCAAAGAUGUAGCUUAUGAGAUGGACGAUGUGCUGGAUGAAUGGAAUACUGCUAUUCUUCUCCAGGAGGAAGAAGAAGGGCAUGGAAAUAGACCUAAUUGGAUAGAGAUGCAGCUUCUUCGAAUCUUCAGCUGUCUCUUUAAAGUAUGCCCCUUUUUUACCCCUUUCUCUUGGAAUUCCUUCGAUGAAAUUGGCGUGAGAUAUGAUAUUGGUAGCAGGAUUAAGGUGCUGAAUCAGAGACUUGAUGUGAUUGAUAAGGAGAAGAACACCUACAAUUUUACUACUUAUAAUGAUUGUAACAACAAUGCACAUCGAGAUCUUGGUGUGGGUAGAAAAUUAACGAGCUCUGUCCUGUAUACGGAGGUGAAGGGUAGGGAGGUGGAAGAGGCCGAGCUAGUGAAGAUGCUAGUGAGCGACAGCGAGGAUAGUGAAAGUUGUGGUCUGCAAGUGAUCUCUAUAGUUGGGAUGGGUGGAUUGGGGAAAACAACUUUGGCUAAGUUGGUGUACCGAGAAGUGAGGAUGAAGGGGAACCAUUUCGACAAGUGCAUUUGGGUGUGUGUUACUGAUACCUUUGACGAGGUACGAGUUGCGAAGUCGAUCCUUGGAGCUCUUUGGGAUUCUAGGGUGGAUGUAGAGGGCGACUUUGCUGAUGUGUUAGAGAAGAUACACAACUGUGUUACUGUUAGGAAAUUGAAGCUUUUUCUCGUUCUGGAUGAUGCUUGGGAACAAGAUGUUAGCAGUGGACAUGCCUUUUUGGGAUGGGAUAGCAAGGAGAUUGAGUUGGUGAAGGAUAUUGGGGAGAAAAUAGUGAGACAGAAAUGUAAUGGUUUGCCUCUUGCUGCAAAAGUUCUGGGAGCAGCCUUGCGCUCUGUAACGUCCCGAAGACAGUGGGAGGGUGUCUUGAAUAGUCGGGUAUGGGAGCUUAAGAUAAGUAAGGAAGUCGAUCUUUUUGCCCCCUUAUGGUUGAGUUACCAUGAGUUGCCUCCACAGUUGAAACAAUGUCUAUCUUAUUGUGCCAUUUUCCCCAAGGAUUUCAUAGUGGAAAAGGACAAGUUAAUAAGGUUAUGGAUGGCUCAAGGGUAUCUUGGAGCACCCUCAAGUAAAGAAGGGGACUUGGAAUUAGUUGGAGAAAUAUAUUUUGACAACUUGGCCAGACGUUCAUUCUUCCAAGAAAUUGAAACAAACGACAGCUUACUUGGUAGCGGAGUGACAUGUAAAAUGCAUGAUUUGGUACAUGAUUUUGCACAAUUCAUAUCUAGCAAUGAAUGUUACAGCAUGGAGGCUGAUGUUCUGGAGCAGCAUAAUAUGGAGUUCUUAAGAGGAAAAGUGCGGCAUUUAGGAGUAGUCCUGCCACGUCGAGAGUUUCCUACUUCAUUUAAUGAUUGGAAGAGUGUGCGCAGCCUUCUAUUUCUGGGUUAUCUGCAGUAUCCUGAUCCAGUAGUUUCAAGGUUGCCUGAUUUGCUGGAUCAAUCGAAAUGUCUAAGAUCAUUGGACGUGAGCAACUGUGAUCUUGAUGAGUUGCACCCAGGAAUAUGUGAGCUGAUGCAUCUAAGGAUGCUAGACGUUUCAAGCAACCGAUCUUUGAGAAGGUUGCCUGAGGGAAUAUGCAACUUGCAUAAUCUACAAACUUUAGCCCUGAAUUACUGUCAUAAUUUGAUGGCAUUGCCAAAUAGGAUGGAGAAGCUUGUUAAAUUGAGGCAUCUACUCAAUCUUAAUGUUCCAGCUGCCAUUCCUAAAGAAAUUGGAAGACUCCAUGGGCUCAGGACAUUGCUGGAGUUAAAUUUGGAAAGUAGUAGUACGACUGAUUUAGCUUCACUUUCGGAUCUUCAAAACUUGAAUCUGCUUCAGGGACACUUAAAGAUAAAUGGGCUAGGACUGUCAUUAGAUCAUGUGAGUGAGGCUAAGCAAGCAGAACUGGAGAAGAAAAAGGACUUUACAGUUUUGUCACUUCACUUCAGUUGGGACGAAGAUAACCACCCAGAGUGGAGGACAAUUGAGGAUGAAAAGUUAGUAGAAGUACUAAAGCCGCCUGAAUGUGUGCAACAUCUGACCAUAGUGAGGUACAAUGGUACCAAACUCUCCCCUGGUUGGUUGCUAUCACUAAUCCACUUGAGGAAAUUUACACUCAAAUUUUGCUUCAACUGUGAGCAGUUGCCUCCUCUGGGGAGGUUGCCAUCUCUUGAGGAACUUGAGCUAGGAUCCUUGGAUGUGGAGAAGGUGGGCCGCGAGUUUUUGGGUUUCCCGGAAGAUGACAAUGUCUCGUCGUCGUCGGUUGCAUUCCCAAGGUUGACGAGACUUCGGUUUUUCAACAUGAAGUAUUGGACAGAGUGGGAUGGGUGGGAACUGGAUGUUCAGAUCAUGCCGUGUCUUCACACCUUGGAGGUCGGACGCUGUUAUUCGCUGAAGAAAUUACCAGACCAACUCCUUCAGAAAACUACCCUGGAGGAGCUGAAGAUCAACUGGUGCUAUUACCCUCUCAGUGAGAUUUACCAAAGUGGUUAUCCUCAUAGUUCUUCUGCCCAUAAAGGAGAAGAAUGGGAAAGAGUGGCUCAUAUCCCCAAACUUACCAUCGAUAAAUUCACACGCUACAAUGAUGGGACAUCUGCAGUCGACGGCCCAGACGAAUGGGAAGAUGAACUUGAAGAGCUUUUGAAACCAGAAGAUGCUGAUUAUGAGUCAUAUUAGUUGUUUCCAUGAUUGCUUAAUUAACUGAGUUUUUUCUAGGAUCAGUACAGCGACACUUUCUUUACAGCUGACGUUGGCACACCAUUUGUGAACAUAAUAGGUUAGAUGUUUGAGGUUAGUAUAUGGCAAGUUGAACUUACAGGCAGCUUUGAUUUUCAAAAGUUUCAUAUCUUUUGUCAUUGAUUGUGGU
Linum tenue is the source of this 3079-nucleotide messenger RNA. The record is from the annotation of a GenBank genome assembly. NCBI's taxonomy places the organism in Eukaryota, Viridiplantae, Streptophyta, Magnoliopsida, Malpighiales, Linaceae.